AUGAGGAGAGUUAGAGUGAUGAUGAUGGUGUCCUUGUCAUCUUUUUGGCUUUAUGAAGAAUCCUGGCUCAAGCCCUUUGCUCGAUCUCUGCUGUGGUUCCUAGGCUUCAUCUUCUGGGGGACUGCGGCAGCUUUGGCCUUUGGUGGAGUACUUGUGAUUGUGAUGUAUGAGAACUACAGAUAUUUAUUUCAGGAGUCUUUCUUGUCUCUCCCUGGCUGGCUGGCUGUUGCAGCUGCACUUAUUUUGCUACCUACAGGAGUUUUGGCUAUCUCUAUUUCUGCUAAGAGCUCCCGCUAUAAGCAAGGGGUUCUCAUGUACUUGCUGCUGGUCCUUCUUUGCCUAGAAAUGUCUUCAGCAGUUCUGGCACUGUUCUACACUGUUCGGAUGACUUCUGAGCCGAAAAGGACUCUGGAUUACCUUGUCUAUCAGUACAAUGGGACACACUCUGAGGGUCCUGGCAGCAGGGCUGUGGAUGCGGUACAGAGGAAGCGGCAGUGUUGUGGGGCCCAAAACUACACGGAUUGGCUAAAGGCAACAGCUGCUUCUUGGCAACUCCCAGUUGAAAGCUGCUGUAAGAAGUAUUCUGGCUGCAGGAGUGACUUAAGACAUCUGGAGCAGCUUUUUCAGGAAGGCUGUCUAAAGAAGCUGGAAGACUGGUUGCAUUUUGUCAUGACCUACCUGUUUUGGUGCUGUACUGUGCUAAGCAUCUUAGAGCUGUUGGCUGGUGUCAGCAAUGGCAUACUCAUGAGGUAUCAGCCUCCCCACGACCUCCGAUUUCUGGACUCAUCUACCUUCUCAUAG
Messenger RNA from Charadrius vociferus (killdeer), 801 nucleotides. RefSeq names its product tetraspanin-3-like. The record is from RefSeq and is a predicted model, not a curated record. NCBI's taxonomy places the organism in Eukaryota, Metazoa, Chordata, Aves, Charadriiformes, Charadriidae. The coding region runs from base 1 to 801 and encodes 266 amino acids. Gene Ontology annotation, cellular component: membrane. The transcript has a single exon.